Pistacia vera is the source of this 1793-nucleotide messenger RNA. Its product is annotated as peroxisomal membrane protein PEX14-like. Gene Ontology annotation, cellular component: peroxisomal membrane; peroxisomal importomer complex. The record is from RefSeq and is a predicted model, not a curated record. Gene Ontology annotation, molecular function: signaling receptor binding. Gene Ontology annotation, biological process: protein import into peroxisome matrix, docking. Bases 571 to 1491 code for a protein of 306 amino acids. Lineage: Eukaryota; Viridiplantae; Streptophyta; Magnoliopsida; Sapindales; Anacardiaceae. The transcript is spliced from 12 exons.
AUCGACCAGAUCACUGUUUUACUCUCCCAUUUUUCUCGAUUUUCCUUUCGUCUUUGCAUUGUUUCAUAAACAAGAUGCGAUUGUUCGACUUCGAGAGCAAUAUGUUAUUGUGAAGGAAGUGAUCAUGGGCGUCGAAUCCAAGGCUCCUCCAAACAUCUCAGAAGUCGAGAAACCAAAAGCUCUAGAGUUUGAGAAGGCAACGGAGAAGGAUGGUGAAUAUUUAAAGGGCGAUAACUUGAGAGAAGCUUCAAAAGAACAGCUACUUGUGAAACCUAGACAAAUACGAGAGGAGUUGGUGCAAAUGGCUGUUAAGUUUCUAUCACAUGCAACAGUUAGAAGUUCUCCAGUUCUCUCUAGGCAUUCCUUUCUUGAGAAUAAGGGCCUUACAAAAGAAGAGAUAGAUGAAGCGUUUUCCGUGUUCCUGAUACACCUUCAGAUUUUGUGAUUGGACAGAGUCUUACCUCAAAUCAAGAUGUACAUUUAAAGUUAUUUACAAACAGUCAACCACAAGCCACUGCACUAGCAACAUCUCCACCAGCCCGGUUUUACUGGUCACAUGCCUUUGGUGUUAUGGGUUUGCUUUUUGCGUCUGGUGCUGGUGCAGCCAUACUCCUAAAGAGUUUUAUUUUUCCCAGGUUGAAGUCUUGGAUACGUAAGGUUGUUUUAGACCAACAUGAUGGCUCUUCCAAGAAGUCAAAACCAAGUUUGUUUGAAGAAGUUAUAUCAGCAGCCAUGACUGCCAGCACUGCAGCUGCUGAUGCUGCAAAAGCAAGCAUGGAAAUGUUCAACUCAAAAAACAAAGAGAGGCAGUACUUUGAGGCCUUAAAGAAGCAUAUAGACAUCCAAGUAGCAGAAUUGAGGUCAAUGAAUAACACAAUCCAGAAGCUGGAAGGCACAAGGAGGGCUGCUCCAUCAUCAUACAAGCAGCAACAAAAAUAUCUUCCAUAUACAUCUAGAAAUGAUAAUGCACCACAAAAAAGCCCUGUUUUUGACAGCAAAGAUCCUCAUAAGUCUCUUGCUAAUUCAAUGAAUGUGAAAGCAAAUGGUGUAUCAAAUUUUGGCAGCUCAGUGAUACCCUCAUCGGCACCUGCAUCUAUGAGGUCUUCUGUUGGCCAACACCCCAAGUCCUGUAUGGAGAUUUUGUCAAUGAUACAAAGAGGGGAAAUACCUCCUGGCAUAAAAGAGAUUAAUGAUUCACCCCCAAACCCAGAUCAACCACUGCCAAAUCCCGGCAUGGCUCAGAGAAUUAAGCCUUGGGAUGUUGCUCAGCCAUCUAAUAAAAGUACCUAUGAGAAGGACCUCAGAUCUACCUCUGAAUUAAAAUGUGACAGGGUGUUGCCAUGGUGGCAUAAAAACAAUGUCAGAACAGAAACGGAACCCAGAAAUGGGAUGAGGACAAGCAUGUUUGAUGUACCCAAUGACGGGUGGUCCAUCCAAUCAUCAGUACCUUCCCAGCCGUUUUGUGUUACCAUGCCCAGAGCAGUUUCAUAGUCAUUAAUUCAGGAAAGAUUGCGUGAUGAACAGUUGAUGGUACACGAUACAAUUAGAACUGGUGAGUGGCUGAGAAACAACACAAUGUAAGAAACUAGUGGUGGAUUGGACUUUGGAGAUUAACAACAAUUGUAGUUGAGUGUCAAACAAAAAUCAAAAAGAAAAUUAUGAUGUUGUGAAGAUAUGGCGUCCAACUUGAAAGAUAUCUCUGUGGAUAAAAUUGGGCACAGUGUAUGUAGUUCUGUAAUUAAAUUUCAAAUGAUCAGAUUGUUUUGUUAAAUAUAGGAACUUUCACUUAUGCA